Lactuca sativa (garden lettuce) is the source of this 486-nucleotide messenger RNA. RefSeq names its product secreted RxLR effector protein 78-like. NCBI's taxonomy places the organism in Eukaryota, Viridiplantae, Streptophyta, Magnoliopsida, Asterales, Asteraceae. The record is from RefSeq and is a predicted model, not a curated record.
AUGAAGUUCAAUAACACUCAAGUGGUCAGACGUAGUAAUCGGUUUAGAGCUCUUUCUUCUGAUCAAGUAUCCAUCCUUGAGGCCCCUGUUACAGAAUAUCUUGUGAGAGAGGCGGCUUGGGCUUGCGGUCAUCAAAUACUUGAUGACCCUCUCAUGGUCAACGAGAUUAUUGAUUGGUGCAAAAAUCAUAAAAAGAAACUAAUGGUGCUCAAAGUUGAUUUUGAAAAGGCUUUUGACUCCGUUUGUUGGGAAUUCCUUAAUUGUGUGAUGUCUUUCAUGGGGUUUGGAGAAAAAUGGAUUUCUUGGAUUCGUGGUUGUCUUUAUUCUGCAAAGGCUUAUGUCUUAGUUAAUGGCAACCCUACUGUAGAGUUUUCUCUUCAUAGAGGGUUACGUCAAGGUGACCCUCACUCCCUGUUCAUCUUCAUUCUUGUGAUGGUGCCUUUGCAUGUUGCAAUUGAAGAUGCCAUUGCAACAGGCUUCUUUUAA